CGGCCCCGCCAAUCGGUGCCAGCCGGGCCCGGCGAGGCGGCCCGGGCCGGAGGGGGGGGACAGGCGGGGGGGGGGCCCGGCCCGGCCCGCCGCCGCCGGCCCCGCCGAGCCAUAAAGCCCAUGGGGAGCCGGCGGCGGCCGGGCUGAGCGAGGCCAGGACCCCGGGUGCCCUGGGGCCCUCCCCAAGCAAGAUGACGUCGGCCACCAAGGUGUACUACAGCCAGACCACGCAGACGGACAGCCGCCCGCUCAUCGGCUCGGGCCUGCGCCGGCGCCGGGUGAUGACCAAGGACGGCCGCAGCAACGUGCGGAUGGAGCACAUCGCCGACAAGCGCUUCCUGUACCUCAAGGACCUAUGGACCACCUUCAUCGACAUGCAAUGGCGGUACAAGCUGGUCCUCUUCUCUGCCACCUUUGCGGGCACCUGGUUCGCCUUCGGCGUCGUCUGGUACCUGGUGGCUGUGGUCCACGGGGACCUGCUGGAGUUCGACCCACCGGCCAACCACACACCGUGCGUUAUGCAGGUGCACACCCUCACUGGUGCCUUCCUCUUCUCCCUGGAGUCCCAGACCACCAUCGGCUAUGGCUUCCGCUACAUCAGCGAGGAGUGUCCCCUCGCCAUCGUCCUGCUCAUCACCCAGCUGGUCCUCACCACCAUCAUGGAGAUCUUCAUCACUGGCACCUUCCUGGCCAAGAUCGCCCGGCCCAAGAAACGUGCCGAGACCAUCAAGUUCAGCCAAAAUGCAGUGGUGGCCCAACACAACGGCAAGACCUGCCUGAUGAUCCGCGUGGCCAACAUGCGCAAGAGCCUGCUCAUCGGCUGCCAGGUGACGGGCAAGCUCCUCCAGACCCACCUCACCAAGGAGGGCGAGAGCGUCCGCCUCAACCAGGUCAAUGUGGACUUCCAGGUGGACACCUCCUCCGACAGCCCCUUCCUCAUCCUGCCCCUCACCUUCUACCAUGUGGUGGACGACGCCAGCCCCUUCCGGGACGUGGCCCUACGGACGGGCGAAGGCGACUUCGAGCUGGUGGUCAUCCUCAGUGGUACCGUGGAGUCCACCAGCGCCACGUGCCAGGUGCGCACCUCCUACCUGCCCGAGGAGAUCCUCUGGGGCUACGAGUUCACACCGGCCAUCUCCCUCUCGGCCAGUGGCAAGUACGUGGCCGACUUCAGCCUCUUCGACCAGGUGGUGAAGGUGACGGCGCCCUGUUGUCUCCACGAGACCGUCCGGUUCGGGGACCCCGAGAAGGUGAAGCUGGAGGAGUCCCUGAGGGAGGCGGCAGAGCGGGAGCGGGAGGGAGCACCCCUGAGCGUCCGCAUCAGCAACGUCUGAGCGCCCGCCAGGAUGCCGCUGAUGCCGCCGGAGGUGCCACCAGCCCCCAGAGAUGCCACCAGCACCCGGAGAGGCCACCAGCUCUUUCCCCGAUCCUGUCCUCCUGGGCCGUUUUCCCCCUUCCUUGUGGCAUGGGGCAGCUCCCUUGGGGACCCCUGUGGGUGUUCGCCUGCCAGUGGGGCUGUCCCCCCACCCCAUCCCAGUCCACCCGGGGACAGGGCUGUCCCCGUCCCUCCUCACUUAAUGCUCUGUUAUCACCAGCCAGAGACCCCCAGCCCCACCACAGGACACAAUCCUGCCGGGAGAUGCUGUCCCCAGGGAGGGGGACAUGGCCACCUCCAGCCCCUGGGGACAGCCCAGGGACACCACUUCUUGCCAGCCGGGAGCCGUCUUGCUGCCCGAUCCCACCCCAGUGAGCUGGGGUUGAGAACCAAGCCACUCGCUGCACAUGUGGGCUGGGGAACGGGAGGCUCCAACCUCGUGGGACCUCUCCCCUUGCUCGUGGGACUCCCCAUCCCUGGGAAGGCUCAGGCUGGGGGGUGCAGACCCCCUCCCCAGCCCAUCUCCCCCCUGCACCCCCUUUGUCCUCCCCAAGGCCCCCAGCCCCACAGCACCCAAACCACUGGGGGCCAUGGGUGCACCCCCAUGUCCAGGGUCAUCGCACACUCAACAGGGGAAACUGAGGCAGGAGGAGCCUCUGAGCCCCCCUGUCCUCUACCACCACCCCCAGAGCCGGGCCCUCCUCCCUGCACUGACCGACCCCCCCCCCCCCCCCCUCUGGGCUGCGGACACACACACACACACACACACACACACCGGGGCAUCACCGAUAAUCGGACACGGCUGCGGCGCCGUGUCCCCCUGGGCCGGGCGCCCCCCCCGGCCCCGCUCGAGCCCGUCGCUGCUGCUAACGUAGAGCUCUGCUAUUAACGUGUGGCCCCAGCUGCCCCCCCUCGCUGCGCUGAGGCCAGGUGAUACAUAUACAUACAUAUAUAUAUAUAUAUAUAGUGCGACUAAUCUAUAUAUAUAUAACAGGGAAGGAAGGUUCCCCCCUGGAAAGACUGGCUCGCCGAAGCUCCGCUGCCACCAAGGCACCCUGGGGUCUUGUCCUCGAUUUGGGGGGAGAAAAGGCGAAGCAGUUACUAAAUAAAGGUUACGUUGAUGGUG
This is a messenger RNA of Aquila chrysaetos chrysaetos, 2501 nucleotides long. RefSeq names its product potassium inwardly rectifying channel subfamily J member 10 (gene KCNJ10). The coding region runs from base 192 to 1334 and encodes 380 amino acids. The record is from RefSeq and is a predicted model, not a curated record. Gene Ontology annotation, cellular component: plasma membrane. Gene Ontology annotation, molecular function: inward rectifier potassium channel activity. NCBI's taxonomy places the organism in Eukaryota, Metazoa, Chordata, Aves, Accipitriformes, Accipitridae. Gene Ontology annotation, biological process: potassium ion import across plasma membrane; regulation of monoatomic ion transmembrane transport. The transcript has 2 exons.